GGCAGUUCGAUUCUCAUGCCAUGUGAAGCUCGAAUCCAUACCCAGUAUUCUCUCUCUUCUUUCCUUUAUUCACCUCUGCAACCGCUAUUGGCAUUCUGUGCUACGACAGUACCGAGUUGGACUCUGCUCAGCCUGAAGUUUCUACCCUCCUCAAAUUCCGCACCCUGUGUUCGCCUGCGGGUGAUGAUCAGCCAUGGGGACACAUCUCCAUGCUAGUCCUGCGAAUGGACAUACCCCCCAACUGCAAUACGUUGACCUCGCCUUUGAUAGCAACGAUAUCGAGCAGUCUGCUUUCACGUUAGCCUACAGGAUCCAGCCCAAAUGGCGAGAGGGCCCGGGCAACAUGGAAAUCGUGAGGUUUACAGAGGGUAUCACAAACACUCUGCUCAAACUGGCGAAACACGUCCCAGGCCAAUCUCAGAGUCAAAUUGACCAAGACUCCAUCCUCCUGCGUGCCUAUGGUAACAAUACUGACAUCCUCAUCGACCGGGACCGUGAAGCGAAAACACAUGCUUUGUGCGCGGAGCGUGGGCUAGCGCCCCCUCUGUUGGCAAGAUUCAAGAAUGGCCUGCUCUACAGAUACAUCCCCGGUCAAGUCUGUACUCCUCAGGACCUCGUCCAGGAGCCAGUCUGGCGGGCUGUGGCUAGAAAAUUGGGAAAGUGGCAUGCGCAGUUACCGGUCAGUGAGUUGGAGGAUGCUCGCAAUGCGGUCAAUGGUCGUAAAGAGAAUGGCAUUACCACUGAGCUUCGUCAGCCCAACGGAGAUGUUGCUUCCAGAUUGCCCCAGCCCAAUAUUUGGUCAGUAAUGCAAAAGUGGAUUCAUGCUCUGCCGAACGACUCCCCAAAGCAAAAGGCCCGCAGAGAGUUGCUUCAGCAGGAACUAGAUCGAUCAAUCAAGGAUCUGCACACUGAACAAGGUCCAGGGAUGCAUGGACUCGUUCUCGGACACUGCGAUCUGCUGAGUGCCAAUGUUAUCAUGCUGCCCAAGGGCUCCAGUAGUGCCGCCAACGACGACCUCGAGGUGUUCAUCAUCGACUACGAGUAUGCAGUACCAUGCCCGGCAGCUUUCGACAUCGCCAACCAUUUCGCCGAAUGGGGCGGUUAUGAUUGUGAUUAUAACAUGUUGCCUACCAAAUCCAUCCGGCGUCAAUUCCUGCAAGAGUAUCUCGAAUCGUACAAAGCCCACAGCGACAACACUGUGUCAAACGACAUGCUUGACGUCUUGACUGCCGAAGUUGAUAGAUACCGCGGCAUGCCCGGCUUUUACUGGGGCGUCUGGGCUUUGAUCCAAGCUACGAUCUCGCAGAUCAAUUUUGAUUAUGCCUCGUAUGCAGAAGUUCGCCUUGGGGAAUAUUUUGGAUGGAGAGCAGAAGAAAGCGGCAGCCGAGCCACAGAAAAGGCCGAGAUGCCUCUUCGUGAGAGGAGAUGGGCAGAGCCUUGAUGAUCACGGGCUGGGAAUAGACAAGACUAUGGUCAAUUUCACAACGGGGAGAAUCUACCAUGCUGAAGAUCAAGAGAUCUUUUAAUAGGGGCAUAGCAUGGCAGCCCUAAUAAAAAAGGCAAACGAGCAAGAAUAACGGCAUUCUAUUCAAAAUAGUCAUCACAAUGCCAGCAUCAACUGCUUGGUAGACUCCAAUUUGGUCUAUC
Messenger RNA from Exophiala xenobiotica, 1647 nucleotides. RefSeq lists its product as uncharacterized. Gene Ontology annotation, biological process: phosphatidylcholine biosynthetic process; phosphatidylethanolamine biosynthetic process. The coding region runs from base 194 to 1441 and encodes 415 amino acids. The transcript is spliced from 2 exons. Gene Ontology annotation, cellular component: cytoplasm. The record is from RefSeq and is a predicted model, not a curated record. Lineage: Eukaryota; Fungi; Ascomycota; Eurotiomycetes; Chaetothyriales; Herpotrichiellaceae. Gene Ontology annotation, molecular function: ethanolamine kinase activity; choline kinase activity.